Molecule: messenger RNA, 1474 nt
Organism: Syngnathus typhle (broad-nosed pipefish)
Lineage: Eukaryota; Metazoa; Chordata; Actinopteri; Syngnathiformes; Syngnathidae
Gene: spo11
Product: SPO11 initiator of meiotic double stranded breaks
Exons: 12
Biological process (GO): reciprocal meiotic recombination; meiotic DNA double-strand break formation; meiotic DNA double-strand break processing
Cellular component (GO): nuclear chromosome
Molecular function (GO): DNA topoisomerase type II (double strand cut, ATP-hydrolyzing) activity; DNA binding; ATP binding
Source: RefSeq, a predicted model, not a curated record
GGUUCAAUUAGAAAGAGCAUUUGUUGCCAAAGUUGCUUAAUCAAUUCUAUUUUGAUAUCCAGGGAAGUUCUGAAAAGCAUUGAAAAUGUCAUCCUGGAAAUAGUGACUCAUCUGUCAAAGGAUGAGGCACCAACCCUUGUGCUGCCAAACCGAAACAGCUGGGACAAUGUCAGUUUUGACAGUGACAUCGGGCUUCGGAUGAGUUCAACAAGUGCCGUCAGGACGGUCAGAAGUGACUGCCCCAAAACUGCCACUACAUUUUCCCAGAUUCUCAAGAUUCUCUCUAUCAGUUACAGACUUGUGCAGAGCAACUCAUAUGCCACAAAAAGAGACAUCUACUACACCCAUCCACAGCUGUUUGGCUCCCAGAAAACAGUUGAUAAACUAGUUGAUGAUGUGGCCUGCAUGCUAAAGAUUCCUCGAAGAUCUCUUCACGUGUUGGCCACAUCCAAAGGUUUAAUCUCAGGUGAUCUUUGUUAUUUGGAGAAGGACGGCACGAGGAUCGACUGCCACUCAAACUCCGCUGCUGUUGCGGUCUCAUCAAACAUUGAAGGCAUCCAUAACAUUGUAUCAUCCGCCAAGUUCAUCCUGGUAGUUGAGAAGGACGCUACGUUUCAGCGACUACUUCAGGAUGACUUUUGCACCAAGCUUUCUCCGUGUAUCAUGAUCACAGGUAAAGGCUUUCCAGAUGUGAACAGCAGGUUGAUGGUGAGAAAGCUCUGGGAUGUGCUCCACAUCCCAGUCUUCAUUCUGGUGGAUGCUGACCCACAUGGCAUCGAGAUCAUGUGUGUCUACAAAUAUGGAUCAGUGGCCAUGUCGUUUGAGGCCCAAAGCCUGACCGUCCCCAGUGCCAUGUGGUUGGGCCUUCUCCCCUCGGACCUCGAGAGGUUACAGGUUCCCAGAAAUGCUCUGAUCCCCUUCACCAAAGCUGAUGAAAACAAACUGGGCAGCCUCCUCAAAAGGCCCUAUAUAACGGACCGACCAGAGUGGCUUAAAGAGAUGAUGCUGAUGCAGAAGAAUAAACUCAAGGCUGAAAUCCAGUCGCUGGCAGCCAUAGGUCCAGAUUUCCUCACCAGCAUCUACCUGCCCAACAAACUGCGCUUUGGGGGCUGGUUAUGAGCGCAAUGCUGCCACCCAGCGGAAUGACAGGCGUACUGACAACGUUGUCAGUCACCCGACCCUGUAUGGAACAGAUUAGUUUGACCUAUAUUCAUAAAAUAGCUUGUUUAUUUCACAUGUAGGUAAGGACAACAGCAAGAAUUCAGAAUUUGGGAGAUGGAAUGGGUGACAAGGUUUAAACACGGUUUAGUCAACAGCAGAAAUUUUGAUUCCUAAAACAUGUUGCUUGUUAGCAUUUGAAAGCUCUAUAAAGCUUUUCCUAUUUUAUAGAUCUGAUUUUGGGGGGGGAAAUACUUAUGUUGAAUUGAUGGUCCAAUUAUUGAAAUGAAUUAAAUAAAAAUGAAUUGAUCUCAGA